AACAAAGAAUUGCAAUACCACUUCUUCUCAUUCUCUCUAUUAUUAUAAGUGUAUAGAAUAUGUCCCAUUAGAUAUCAUGUUCUAUAUUUUGGCCUUAUUAUAAGUGUAUUCUAUAUGUCCCUAUUUUGAGAAAGUAUAUAAGUAAUUAUGGAUCGUAGUUGGAUGAAUUCUAACCGUUUGAGUGAAAAGUAUCGUAAAGGAGUGAGCGAGUUUAUACAAUUUGCUUUUGAAAAACUUCCUGAUAAUAACGGAAAGUUUUAUUGCCCAUGUGUUAAAUGUUUGAAUAUUCCCUCGUUACAAUCCGAGUUGAUAAGAAGCCAUCUUAUUUGUCAUGGGAUUAACCAAAAUUAUACCAAAUGGAUAUGGCAUGGCGAGUCGAUAAACAUGCCAAGCACGUUAAAUACAAAUGAAGUCAAUGUAGAUAUGAAUGAUCGGCUAGAUGAUAUGAUCCGGGAUAUAGGCCCAGAGUCUUUCCAGCGAGCACAUAUGUAUGAUAAUUUAUGCAAAGAUAGAGAAGAGACUUUGUAUCCGGGGUGCACUAACUUCACACGGUUGUCUGCGGUGUUGAGAUUGUUCAACUUGAAGGCGAGAAAUGGAUGGACAGAUAAAAGCUUCACUGAAUUGCUUGAGCUUUUGAAAGAAAUGCUCCCAGAAGGUAACACAUUACCCAAUCGUAACUAUGAGGCAAAGAAGAUAUUGUGUCCAAUGGGUAUGGAGUAUAAGAAAAUACAUGCGUGCCCUAAUGAUUGUAUAUUGUAUCGAAAUGAGUUUGAAGAGUUGAAGAGGUGCCCUAGAUGUGGACUAUCACGCUACAAAGAGAAGGACAAUGAUUUCAAUUAUGAUGAAAGCAUACAACGUCCUCCUGCGAAGGUGUUAUGGUAUCUUCCAAUAAUUCCAAGGCUGAAACGAUUGUUCAAUAAUGUAAAUGAUGCAAAGAAUAUUAGAUGGCAUGCAGAUGAGAGGAAAUGUGAUGGAUACAUUCGUCAUCCAGCUGAUUCUUUACAAUGGAAGAAAGUUGAUGCUUUGUAUCCGGAAUUCGGGAAUGAGCCAAGAAACCUUAGGCUUGGACUUGCUACAGAUGGCAUGAAUCCAUAUGGGAACUUAAGUAGUAACCACAGUUCAUGGCCUGUUCUCUUAAUGAUCUACAAUCUACCUCCUUCAAUUUGCAUGAAGCGCAAAUACAUUAUGUUAUCCAUGAUGAUUUCGGGUCCAAAGCAACCGGGAAAUGACAUAGAUGUUUAUCUUAGUCCAUUGAUUGAAGACUUGAAAAUGCUUUGGGAGGAAGGUGUUGAUGUGUUUGAUGCCCAUUCUUGUAAUUAUUUUAAGUUGCGUGCAAUGUUAUUUUGCACCAUCAAUGAUUUUCCUGCAUAUGGGAACUUGUGUGGCUAUAGCGUGAAAGGGCAUAAAGCAUGUCCCAUAUGUGAAGAAAGCACUUGCUACCAACAACUGAAAAAUGGAAGGAAGACCGUUUACGUUGGGCAUCGAAAGUUUCUCAAACGAUUUCACCCAUAUCGUAGGUUGAGAAAAGCAUUUAAUGGACACCCGGAAAAUGAAUUUGCUCCAAAAGCCUUAACUGGAGAACAAGUUUAUGACAAAUUGAAAAAUGUCAAUGUUAUAUUUGGGAAGGACCAAAAACAGACCACCGAGAAAAACAUAUGGAAGAAGAGGUCUGUGUUCUUUAAUCUUCCUUAUUGGUCUAGUCUAGAUGUUAGACAUUGUAUCGAUGUAAUGCACGUUGAAAAAAAUGUGUGUGAUAGUGUAAUAGGAACGCUUCUCAACAUUCAGGGCAAAACAAAGGAUGGUUUGAAUGCUCGUCUGGAUAUGGUUGAGAUGGGUAUAAGACAACAAUUAGCUCCACAAUCAGUAGGUAAGCGAACAUAUUUACCUCCGGCAUGUCAUACUUUGUCAAAAAAUGAGAGAAAAAGCUUUUGUGAGUGUCUACACGGCAUAAAAGUUCCACAAGGCUACUCUUCAAAUGUCAAGAGUCUUGUCUCAAUGAAAGAUUUGAAAUUAGUUGGAUUGAAGUCUCAUGAUUGUCACAUAUUGAUGCAACAAUUAUUACCAGUGGCAAUUCGUGGAAUAUUGCCUAAAAAAGUUAGAGAUGUCUUAACUAGGUUAUCCUUAUUCUUCAAUGCUAUUUGCAGCAAAGUCAUUGAUCCUAAUAAAUUAGAUGAGUUGGAAAAUGAGGCUGCAAUUAUUUUGUGCCAACUAGAGAUGUAUUUUCCUCCUUCUUUUUUUGACAUAAUGGUUCACUUAAUUGUUCAUUUAGUGAGGGAGAUUAGGUUGUGUGGACCUGUUUAUUUGAGGUGGAUGUAUCCAGUUGAACGAUACAUGAAGAUUUUAAAAGGGUAUGUGAAGAAUCUACGUCGUCCCGAAGCAUCUAUUGUUGAAAGAUAUAUUGCAGAGGAAGCUAUUGAGUUUUGCUCUGACUAUAUGUCAAAAGCGGAAACAAUAGGAAUUCCUAAGUCUCGCCAUGAAGGAAGAUGUGCAGGUAAGGGUACACAAGGUUUAAAACUUAAGAGCAUGGGGCUUGCAGAAGUACUUCAAGCACAAUUGUAUAUAUUGAAUAACACUGAUGAGGUUCAGCCUUACCUUUCUGCUCAUAAAGUCAUUGUCAAGGGAAAAAAUUCUAGAGUGAAUGAAAAAUGGUUGAUGAAUGAGCAUAACAAGACUUUUCUAAAGUGGUUUAAAGAAACCAUUUUAAAUGAAAAUUCAGCUUCUGUUACAUUAAAAUGGAUAUCCAGGGAGCCUAACUUUGAUGUCAUAACUUGGUCUGGUUAUGAUAUCAAUAAUUUUUCAUUUUAUACAAAGACUCAGGAUGACAAAAGUACCGUACAAAAUAGUGGGGUUAUGGUCGUAGCUGAGUCCAUGCACUUUUCUAGUUCAAAAGAUAAAAAUCCAAUUAUGGCAUCCAUACCUUAUUUUGGAAUCAUUGAAGAGAUUUGGGAAGUUGAUUUCAUUAAAUUUAAAGUGCCUGUUUUCAAAUGUAAAUGGAUUGACAUAAAUAGUGGUGUCAAAACUGACGAAUUUGGUUUUACAUUAGUUGACCUUGAAAAGGCAGUUUAUACGGACGAGCCCUUCAUUAUGGCAUCUCAAGCAAAACAAGUGUUUUAUGUUCGUGAUCCUUCUAACAAAAAGUGGUCAGUGGUUCUUCAAGGUAAAAAUAUGCACGAGUCUAAUGAGAGUCUAGAUUCAACCCUAGGUAUUUUUGAGAGUCCUUUCUCUCAAAGGAUUCCUACUUCUAGUGAGGAAACUAUAACGGACGAUGUGUAUGCAACUCGUGAUGAUCAUGAAGAAGGGAUAUGGGAAAAUGUCUAA
This is a messenger RNA of Vicia villosa (hairy vetch), 3318 nucleotides long. RefSeq lists its product as uncharacterized. Lineage: Eukaryota; Viridiplantae; Streptophyta; Magnoliopsida; Fabales; Fabaceae. The record is from RefSeq and is a predicted model, not a curated record. The transcript has 2 exons. Bases 148 to 3318 code for a protein of 1056 amino acids.